Carcharodon carcharias (great white shark) is the source of this 1613-nucleotide messenger RNA. RefSeq names its product X-ray radiation resistance-associated protein 1-like. The coding region runs from base 132 to 1283 and encodes 383 amino acids. The transcript has 9 exons. The record is from RefSeq and is a predicted model, not a curated record. Gene Ontology annotation, cellular component: nucleus. Lineage: Eukaryota; Metazoa; Chordata; Chondrichthyes; Lamniformes; Lamnidae.
CGGAGGGAUCGGAAAACAAGCAGUGAAGACGACAGUUUGCGAAUUCCUGAAGAAGUCACUGGUGUCUACAUCUCAUAUACAUUAGACGAGAAACUUUGGCAGAAUUGCUGGAGCCUUCCAAAGUAAAACCAAUGUGUUUUCUGAAACAGAAGAAUGAAUUUCUGCCUCCAUUCUCAGAGCUGACACACCUCAGCCUUGCAAGAAAUAAGAUAUCGGAUGAUGAGGAGCUGUUAGCUGUUUGUCUCUUUCCAGCACUCAACAAACUGACCAUCUACAAAAAUCCUGUUGUCUUACACUCUGGGAAGCACCUGCUGGUGCUCUCCAAGCUUGAGGAUAGACUCGGGAUCGAGGUGAUCAGAAGCAAGCCCCGGCCUCCAGAGAAACCAUCAGUCAGCAAUGUCUUCAAUCACAAGCGCAAGGUCGACAGUCACAUUCUGAGGAUCCCUAAACAGGUCCCGAUGUUGGAAACUGCUGAGCAGCUCCUACGGCUGAACCAGGCUGGAGAAGGAGAGAGUCAGUAUGAGGACCCAGAGCUCGAGACUCCAACACCACCACUUAAUAUCUGCACAGAGCUUAUGUCAUCAGCACCACAUGCUCAAAUGCUCGACUCGUUGCAAGAUUACUCCUCUGAAGGGGCCUCCUGUAUUCCCGAUGAAGAAAUGGAGGAGUUCUUCAUGACUCAGGUUGAUGACGUGCCGCUGAGGAGAAAUGAUGUUGAAACCAUGGAGGAAAGGCAGACAGAACCAUCCUCGGUAACAACAAACCUUCCUAAGAAAUAUAGGGGGUACGAGGAACUUCUGGAUGCAAAAACUGACCCUGACUUCAUGGAACCAAUUGGAAUUCAGCAGAAUGUUCAACAGUUGGAACGCUCACUUCGGAAACUACAGCUGUACCCAGACCCCUUUGCAAGAGUGAACCUCCAGCAGGAACUCUACGUUGCCAAGGAAAGAAAGCCUAGGAAGCUAGCAGAAUUCACGUCUCACAAAACCAAGGCUGAUAAAAUGGAAGAGAUUCUGAAGACGAUGAAGGAGCAAAGAGCUAUGAGCAUUAUUCCAUUAGCUCACAUUUUGCGGGGCAAGGGCAUCAGCAAGCAUGAGUAUCAGGAAGCCGCGCAUUUACUGAGGGAGCUGCAACUGAAAUACAAGGAGGCUCGCGAGCGGCUGGCUGCUAACUUUAGAAGGCUGCAGGAUAACUGUGAAGACACUGACAGCGAGGUGAAACACCCCAACGUUACUCUCCUGAAUCCAGCUGAUCAGUUGGAUCUGAGCAUCGGCAAGGAGUAGCAGUUGGCAACUCUGGUCAGACAGAUUCCUGAAGAUUUCAUCACAUGCCCCCAUCUCCCAUUGCUCUGCUCAAAGAGCACUUCCUCCCACUUCCCCAACAAUAUUUUUAUUUAUAGGUUAUAAAGAAAAUGAAAUGAAAUUAAAAGAAUGAUUAUUUUGAAUGCCGGUAUUAUUUGUCAUGUGGAUCUUGCAGUGGUGUGCAAGGAAAUUAAUCCAUCAUUUCUGGAGACUCCAGGAUAAUCCUGGAGGAUUGGCAACUGUAACAAGGGGGCAGGUGAACUAAAUGGUCAAAUUAAAUGAAAGACUGAAAUAAAUGUUACUCUAACUUUG